This is a messenger RNA of Cynocephalus volans (Philippine flying lemur), 1197 nucleotides long. Its product is annotated as putative serine protease 45. Gene Ontology annotation, biological process: proteolysis. Bases 1 to 1197 code for a protein of 398 amino acids. Gene Ontology annotation, molecular function: serine-type endopeptidase activity. The record is from RefSeq and is a predicted model, not a curated record. The transcript is spliced from 7 exons. NCBI's taxonomy places the organism in Eukaryota, Metazoa, Chordata, Mammalia, Dermoptera, Cynocephalidae.
AUGGGAGCCGUCUCAGCAGCCGCCAAGUGGCACCUCCCUGGCCUCAUGGCCGCCCCUCUGUCCAGCCUCGGCUCUGGGCCCGGAGCCUCGAGGCCGUCGGUCCUGAGCUGCCGCGUCCUCCUCCUGCUGCUGCUGCUGCUGCCGCUGACCCCGUUGAGCUCUGCCGCCUCACUAGCAGCGGCUGCGUUCACCCAGAAAACAGACCCUCGGGGAGCGCUGGCUUGCUCACUCUUCCCAACCCCAGGGGCCCCUCCAAACCCGAAUGCCGACACCAUCCUCGCCCCUUCCUCAGGGACCAAAGAGACGUUAGUCCUGUGCAGGGCCAGCCUGCUCACCCAUGCCCUGGAGUGUUACAAAGAGGACAAAACCAAUCCAGUUUGUGGCGAGCCCUGGUGGUCAGAAGAUUUGGUUGUGAUGCGCCAUUGGCCCUGGGAGGUGAGCCUCCGGAUGGAAAACGAGCACGUGUGUGGAGGGGCCCUCAUUGACCACAGCUGGGUGGUGACUGCUGCCCAUUGCAUCCAAGGCACUAAAGAGUACUCGGUGAUGCUUGGCACCCACAAGCUGCAGCCCGUGAACCUCACCAGGGCCCGCUGGAUCCCUGUGAGGGACAUCAUUAUGCACCCCAAGUACUGGGGCCGGACCUUCAUCAUGGGUGAUCUUGCCCUCCUCCGUCUGCACACUCCCGUUGCCUUCAACAAGUACAUACAGCCUAUCUGCCUCCCAGAGCCCAACUUCAACCUGAAGGUUGGGACUCAGUGCUGGGUGACUGGCUGGAGCCAGGUUAAACAGCGCUUCUCAGCAGACUCCACGCUGACCCCAGAGCUGCGAGAGGCUGAGGUGUUCAUCAUGGACAACAAGAGAUGUGACCGGAUUUACCACAGGAAUUCCCUCUUCACCCGUGCUGUCCCCCUUGUCCUGGGGGGCAUGAUCUGUGCCACCAAUUAUGGAGAAAACUUGUGCUAUGGAGAUUCUGGGGGGCCACUGGCUUGUGAAGUCGAGGGCAGAUGGAUUCUGGCUGGGGUGUUGUCCUGGGAAAAGGCCUGCGCCAAAGCACAGAAUCCAGGAGUGUAUACCCGUGUCACCAGAUAUACCAAAUGGAUCAAGAAGCAAAUGAGCAAUGGGUCUCUUUCAGGUCUCCACACUUCCACCUGGCUCCUAUUUCUGUUCUGGCUGCUGCAGCCCCAGAUGGACCCAUAA